AGAUGUUUUAAUCACCUGGUUUUUCUUGUGUUUUAGCCUCAAGGAAUAGGUUCUCCAAGUGUCUACCACGCUGUGAUAGUGAUCUUCUUGGAGUUCUUUGCCUGGGGACUCUUGACAGCACCUACCCUGGUGGUUUUGCAUGAAACCUUCCCAAAACAUACGUUUCUAAUGAAUGGUCUCAUUCAAGGAGUAAAGGGCUUGUUAUCCUUUCUCAGUGCCCCGCUCAUCGGUGCCCUGUCUGAUGUGUGGGGACGGAAGUCCUUCCUGCUGCUAACAGUGUUUUUCACCUGUGCACCAAUACCACUGAUGAAGAUCAGCCCGUGGUGGUACUUCGCCGUGAUCUCUGUCUCCGGAGUGUUCGCAGUGACGUUUUCGGUGGUUUUUGCUUAUGUAGCAGACAUAACCCAAGAGCAUGAAAGGAGCAUGGCCUAUGGCUUGGUUUCAGCAACUUUUGCAGCAAGUUUAGUUACCAGCCCUGCUAUCGGUGCCUACCUUGGUCGGGUCUAUGGAGACAGCCUGGUCGUGGUGCUGGCUACAGCCAUAGCCCUGCUGGACAUCUGCUUCAUUCUCGUUGCUGUUCCAGAGUCGCUGCCAGAGAAGAUGAGGCCAGCGUCCUGGGGAGCACCCAUCUCGUGGGAACAGGCUGACCCCUUUGCAUCACUGAAGAAAGUCGGCCAGGACUCGAUCGUGCUGCUAAUCUGCAUAACAGUCUUUCUUUCAUACCUCCCAGAGGCAGGGCAAUAUUCCAGCUUCUUCCUAUACCUCAGACAGAUAAUGGGAUUUUCAUCUGAAAGUGUUGCAGCGUUUAUAGCAGUCCUUGGGAUUCUUUCCAUUAUUGCACAGACGAUAGUUCUGAGCUUACUGAUGCGAUCCAUUGGGAACAAGAACACCAUCCUCCUGGGCCUCGGCUUUCAGAUACUGCAGCUUGCGUGGUACGGCUUCGGCUCGGAGCCGUGGAUGAUGUGGGCAGCCGGCGCCGUGGCUGCCAUGUCCAGUAUUACCUUCCCAGCUGUGAGUGCACUGGUGUCCCGAACGGCUGAUGCUGACCAGCAGGGUGUUGUUCAAGGGAUGAUAACAGGAAUUCGAGGCCUGUGUAACGGCUUGGGACCAGCACUUUACGGGUUCAUAUUCUAUAUCUUUCACGUUGAAUUGAAUGAACUCCCCAUGUCUGAAUCGCCGUCAGGAGGCAGCGUGGUCACACAGUACCAUUUACAACAGAACUCCAUCAUUCCCGGCCCCCCGUUCCUGUUCGGAGCGUGCUCCGUGCUGUUGGCGCUGCUCGUUGCCUUGUUUAUCCCUGAACACACCAACCUGACCGUGCGAUCCAGCGGCUGGAAGAAGCACUGUGGCAGCCACGGCCACCCCCACAGCCCCCAGGCCCCCGGGGAAGCGAAAGAGCCUUUGCUGCAGGAUACAAACGUAUGA
Molecule: messenger RNA, 1425 nt
Organism: Nestor notabilis (Kea)
Lineage: Eukaryota; Metazoa; Chordata; Aves; Psittaciformes; Psittacidae
Gene: SLC71A1
Product: hippocampus abundant transcript 1
Exons: 11
Coding region: 169-1425 (418 amino acids)
Biological process (GO): transmembrane transport
Cellular component (GO): membrane
Molecular function (GO): transmembrane transporter activity
Source: RefSeq, a predicted model, not a curated record